AUGCCCCACUGGUGUGAAGACCCCAAGUUCAGUCAGGCGUUUCAGUUCAGCCUACACUCGAGUUGGAAUCAAUUUGAAUUAACUUAUUUAUAUGCUUUUCUGUUCCACAGCUACAGACUGGCAACAAGUCCUCCACUGAGUCAGGAAUUCCAGUCGGCAGUUGACUCCAUUCCCCCUUAUUCCUCUAAAACUGCGCCAUUAUAUCACAAUCUGAUUGACACUUAUGGAACACAUUACAUCACACAAGUGUCUCUUGGAGGUGAAAUUAAAGCAACCACUGCUGUCAAGACCUGCAUGGCUACAAUGAAUGGACUAACAGAUACUGAUGUUAGUGACUGUUUGUCAGUUGAAGCUUCAGCUACUUUUGCAAAUUCUGCCCGUAUUAAAGCAGAGUAUGAACACUGUCAGAGAAAGAAAAACAAGUUGGGGUCUAAUCAAAGUUUCAGCAGUUCAUUUAAUGAGCGGCGCACAGAAGCCAUUGGUGGAGAUAUUGAUGGAGGUGAUAUCCUCUUUGCAGGCCAAUCUGACCCCUCGGCCUAUAAAAACUGGCUCAUUUCUCUUAAAAGUAUCCCUGACGUGGUCCAAUACAACUUAAAACCCCUACACACCAUACUGCCAUUAAAUCAUCCUGCCAGGGCGGGACUGAAGCGAGAAGUGGAGCAGUACAUUAAGAAAAAUGCAGUGCUGAAGAAAUGUUCAGAAACCUGUAAGAUUGGGCACCGAUCAAACGCAAGAGAUCCUUGUGCUUGUGUCUGCAACAGUAACCAGAACAUCAAGUCAAACUGCUGUCCUGCUGGGAAAGGUCUGGCAACCUUAAAGGUGUUCAAACUUUAUGCAAAGGGUCUGUAUGGUGACAAGUGGACUCAGACAGAUGGUUCAGUGGAGGUGACAUAUGGUGAUCAGAAAAAGCGCACUGAUAUUAUAAGUAAUGAUGACAACCCUAGAUGGAGAGAAACAUUUGAGUUUGGAACCAUCACCAUCAACAUGAAAAACAAACUUAAAUUUUCUGUGUAUGAUGAGGACACUUACUGGAACAGUGAUCUGUUAGGCAAGUGUUCAUUUGAUCUGCGAGCAGGGAAGGUGAGCGACAGCUGCAUGCUGAAUCAUGGGACCUUCUUCUUUUCCUACAUCGUAGAGUGUGCACCAAGUCUUAGUGGGAACCAGUGUCAGGAGUAUAUCCCCUCGGCCAUGAGUCCGUCUUUGGCUGAGGUUUUCCACACCAGAAAUGGGGUUCUUCUUGGAAAGAUUGGGAAUAAGUAUGAGGAGUCAGUAAAUGUGUGAGUUCAAUGCUAAAUG
Messenger RNA from Haplochromis burtoni (Burton's mouthbrooder), 1296 nucleotides. Its product is annotated as perforin-1-like. The record is from RefSeq and is a predicted model, not a curated record. The transcript is spliced from 2 exons. The coding region runs from base 1 to 1281 and encodes 426 amino acids. Lineage: Eukaryota; Metazoa; Chordata; Actinopteri; Cichliformes; Cichlidae.